Messenger RNA from Thermothielavioides terrestris NRRL 8126, 1911 nucleotides. RefSeq lists its product as uncharacterized. Lineage: Eukaryota; Fungi; Ascomycota; Sordariomycetes; Sordariales; Chaetomiaceae. The transcript is spliced from 3 exons. The record is from RefSeq and is a predicted model, not a curated record. Bases 1 to 1911 code for a protein of 636 amino acids. Gene Ontology annotation, molecular function: protein binding.
AUGCUCCCCAAUCCUCCUCUUUGCCUCCUCAUGCAGAUGCGGCCCUUGUUUUCCACCGCGGCCUCGGCCGUCGCCGGCCCCGUCGACUUCUCAGAGCUGCCCGGGCUGCCGCGUCUGCGCUACCAGAUCCUCGAGUACAAGGCCAAGCUGUCGCUGAUCGUGUUCCUGCUCGUGCUCGAGUCCAGCCUGCUGCCCAUCUCGCUGUACUACGGCCUCGUGCUGGGCACGACGCUGCGCCGCGGCAUCGUCUUCGCCAUCAUCACGUCCUUCUUCGGCAUCGUCACCGGCAUCGAGUUCUCCCUGCGCUCCUACAAGCUCGUCUUCAAGGGCGACGCCUACCGCCCCGUCGGCGGCACCCGCUGGUCGUUCGACUACACCCACUGGACCCUGACGCUCGGCUACGCCGUCAUGACCGCCAUCCUGAUCGGCGCCUCGAUCCCGCACGACCCGCUCGUGCGCCCGCUGGCCAUGCCCGUGCCGCUGUUCUUCAUCCAGGUCGGCCUGCAGCUGGCGUGGAGCGGCUGGAUGGACCGGACCGGCCGGUUAGCGCCGUUUCGCAUCAGCUCGGUCGCCAAGGGCGGCAGGGUGCGCCCGAUGGUGUUCACGCUGAUCGAGGACGUCGUGGCCGUGGACGGCGGGGGCGGGCGCGAGUACCGGUAUGCGUUGUUGGCCCGCUACGACGCCAGUCGGCGCUUCCGGGCGAUGAUCGAGCAGCAAAAUUGGUUUUGGGCGGUUGGCGCCCUGAUCGAUGGGGUCGGCACCAUGGUCGUCAUCUGGACCGUGCCGGAAACAGUCGCAUACGGUGUUGUCCUGCCGCUCACCAAGAUGGCGCCCACCCUUGCCACGCUCCCCCCGGAGCUGCUCAUGGAAAUCGCCGAAUGCGAGCCCCUCGACCUGGCCAGCUUGUCCGCGCUCAUCCGCGUCGAGAGGUACUUCUACCAUUUGCUGUGGCCGGUGCUGUACAGGCGCAGCCCCAAGAGCUUCUUCCACUGCAUCCGAACCGGUUCUGUGGCGGGCGUGUCCAAGUUCAUUGCUGCCGGCGCGGACGUCAACGCCAAGAUCGACUUGUACCCCGACAUCCAAGAUUUCUUCGGACCGACGACGCCGUUGAUGACUGCCGCGGUGAGGAACCGCGGUGAGGUCGUCGAUCUGCUGCUGCGCGCGGGUGCGGACAUUGCUCUAAGCACCCCCGUCUUCCUUAGCCGCACCAUCCUGGCCGACAACAUUCACCCGUGUGCUAGUAUCGCGGAGCACAACGCCUUCACCGUGGCGCUCGCGCUCGGCUACGACGGUGUCGCUCUUCAGCUGGCCAAGGCGAUGGCCGACCCCGACUCGGUCGUCGCCGCGACAAUCGCGGACAAAUGGACGGCCCUCGAACUAGCGGUCUUGUGCCUGCGUCCCAAGAUCGUUCGCCAGCUCCUCGCAUCCGGGGCACGGCCCAAUCGACAGCGCCCGCGCGGCGAGGGCGCGCCUCUGCACAUUCUCAUGGCGAACUACAGCUCGAACGAGCGGGUUGGUUGGGCCCCCAACGGCGCGGCCGCGUUUACGAGCGUUGUCAUGGCGCUGCUCGAGUACGGUGCGGACCCCUUCAUCAAACGACAGUGCUGGGCCCACAAGGAUGACCCGGACUCGGAGGAGUGCCGCAAGCACUGCGUCGUCGUCCCUUGCACCGCUGGCGCCUGCUCGCCGUACCCCCAGGUGCGGAAGCACUUCCGGGAUCUCGCGCACCGGCAGCUCUGCCCCAAGUUGGCCUGCAAGGCCAGCCGGCACCAGUACGCGGUCAGGAGUGAGGAUAUUCCGGGGCAUUGUGACGUGGGGCCGGAUGAAGUAAUUGAUAUGGCGAAGGUGGAGGCAGUGACGGGGCUGGAUCAAGCGGAUGGAACAAGGGGAACGGCGCAGUGUAUGUUUUGA